This is a messenger RNA of Exserohilum turcica Et28A, 765 nucleotides long. RefSeq lists its product as uncharacterized. The transcript has a single exon. The record is from RefSeq and is a predicted model, not a curated record. Lineage: Eukaryota; Fungi; Ascomycota; Dothideomycetes; Pleosporales; Pleosporaceae. The coding region runs from base 1 to 765 and encodes 254 amino acids.
AUGAACGCACUGGAUUUCCUAAUUGACUUCGCCACACUCAUCGGCACUUCAAGCCAAUCGAAGACGCAUCAAGAUGAGAACACUAGCGUCUUGAUUGAUUCAGGGCGGUAUCUAGAAGCAGAGUCAGUAGCUCAGAUCCCUCACUCCGCUCUUGAGCAAUACCAUUUCAUCGACAAAACACCAAGAGAAACUACAGACACAUCACUUCCACAGCCAUCGUUCCCUGCAAGCCAUUGGCCUGAUCAACAUGCCUUUGAAUACGAACUCGAUGGAAGCCCGUCUUUUCCUGUUCAACACGACAAUCACAUCUGGCAGGAUUUCAAUCGACAUGUACAGCAAGACUGCAGCUCUGGCCUCCCCUACGAACUUGUUCCUGUCACACAAUAUGGAUGGAGCCAACAGACCGAAGACUUCCAACCAUGGAGCAUGUUCUAUGACGAUAGUUAUACCCAAAGUCCCGCUCCAGAUGUAUGGUACUAUCCCUGGACAGACCAUUUCUUCCAGCCUACGCAGCACCCAGACACACGCUACGCACCUAUUUCAGAGGAAAACCUAUCCAGCCAGCUCCCAUGUAACGAGAGCGUUUGCAGGUGCCAGCAUCUGAAUUCACAGAGCCACUACCAGACCGAGGACAUGCAGCAAUACUGGGAUAUUGCCGAAGCGCCGUUGGCCUCGGAAACAAUGCACACAUAUAGCAAUUGGGCACUACAACUACCAGAGCCACUACUUCCAACCCAGGAUAGCAAGAUACUCAUGGAAAACUGA